AUGCACCACGCUGACAUUCUCACGCUCGCACAGACUGCAACCUUGUGCCGUGGCAUUAUUGCCGAGUCGCCGCAGCUUGAAUUUGUCAAUCAGCUGGUCUCAAAACCGCUCCGUCAAUCAGCCUAUCUAGCAUCUACAGUGCUUGAUUACGGAUUGGAGAGAUGGCGCCAAAUUUUUGAGACGGCUCGAUUUGACACUCAGGCUCUGGAGGCAAAUCUUCAUCACACCCGGCAGCACAAUGACAGCAUAAAGGAGCUCCUCCUGAAGCAAAUUGCCUUCACUAAAACCGGUAAAUUGUCCAAAGCGGAUUUCUUCAACUCACUAUGUCUGGCGGAGCUGGUCUAUGAAGCAGCCGCUGGGUUUUCGUCUCAGGAGCGUGCACUUCUUCGCCAGGUGCAGACGGAGCAGAAAUUAGCACGGCGAAAUUUGUCUGAAUGCCCACUGGAUACCACACUGAUGUACAACAUCGCAGUCUUCUCAAACUCGAAUCAACGCCUCAAACUGAGACGUCGGAGCUUUGCUACACUGGCUCCGAAGAUUAACAGCAUCAGAAUCAAUACCAUCUGCGAACCUGGUCACUGA
Phytophthora nicotianae INRA-310 is the source of this 582-nucleotide messenger RNA. RefSeq lists its product as hypothetical. Bases 1 to 582 code for a protein of 193 amino acids. The record is from RefSeq and is a predicted model, not a curated record. NCBI's taxonomy places the organism in Eukaryota, Oomycota, Peronosporomycetes, Peronosporales, Peronosporaceae. The transcript has a single exon.